AACCAUGGCCAGCCAAACCAAUAACACCAUUAGGGCUAUUGACAAGGAAUCUGUCCACAGGAUAUGCUCAGGACAGGUCGUCCUUGAUAUGGCUACGGCAGUCAAGGAGCUCCUGGAGAACAGUCUCGAUGCAGGAUCAACUUCUGUUGCUAUCAAGUUCAAGCAAAAUGGUCUCGAGAGCAUCACUGUUACGGACAAUGGAUGUGGAAUUACAGAUGCAAAUCUCGAGACGCUUGCAUUGAAACAUUACACCUCAAAGCUGCAGUCCUUUAAUGACUUGGCACAUGUUCGCUCAUUUGGUUUCCGAGGAGAGGCUCUGUCAUCUCUUUGCGCACUUGCAAAUCUCACUGUUACAACAUCUACUGGAUCAUCGCCUACUGGUGUCUUGGUUGAAUACACCUCAGAUGGAACUAUCAAGUCAAAAACACCGACUCCGAUGACUAGAGGAACGAUUGUCAAGAUCUCCAAUCUCUUCGAAGGCAUGCCCGUCCGCAGAAGCGAAUUUGUCAAAAACAUAAAGCGAGAGUACGCCAAGUGUAUCGGGCUCGUCCAGGCUUAUGCAUUGAUCGUCCCCAAUGUCAGGAUCAGCUGCGUUUUGCAAAUGGAUAAAAUGUCUGCCGUGACACAGAUUGCAACCAUUGGCAAUGCAUCUGUUCGACAGAAUAUUAUCAACGUAUUUGGACCUAAGGCUAUGGCUGAUGUCAUUGAAUUUGAUCUAUGUCUUGUCGAAGGAAUAUCGGCAGCGAGCAUGGGAGCCAUGGUAAAGGCUGAGAAUGAAAAUAAUGAGGACGAAGGAGAACUCGACUCAAAAGGAGAUAUUAAAUUGACUGGAUUCAUAUCCUCGCCAGCCUUUGGCAAAGGAAGGUCUUCAACUGACCGACAAUAUUUUUAUAUUAACGGUCGGCCCUGCACUCUUCCUAAGCUUGCUCGUGUCAUCAACGAAGUCUACCGCUCAUUCAACACCAAUCAAAGCCCUUUUUUGGUUGCAAAUCUUAUUCUGCCCACGUCUUACUACGAUGUCAACGUUAGUCCAGACAAAAGGACUAUCUUUUUGCAUAAUGAACGUAUGAUUAUUGAGGAGCUUCGUACAAAACUCACGGAACUUUUUGAACCCAGCCGAUCAACAUUCGCAGUUAGUCAAGCAAGGCAGCUCAUCAAGGAACCGGAUCUUGCAGUGAGAUUACGUUCCAAACCUUCUGGAGAUAAAGGCAGCAUACCGAACGAGGCACUAGAAGUAGAGAAUGAUGCAAGAGAGAAUGAAGGCGAGUAUAGGCUGAAACAUCACUCAAAGGCUCUCUCUAUAGAGCCCAUUACACCACCUUCACUCCCGCCCUCCCAUUUGUCUGUUCAGGGAAAAUUGGACUUCAUAGACAAAACUAAUAAUAGACAGUCAACACUCACAGGACGGAAUUUCCUUGUCCAACGCUCUGAGAAUUUAAAGCGUAAAGCUGAAGAUCUUGACCCAGCUACAGAUAACGAGAUUACUCGUAAUGGAAAUGACCAGAUGAUUCGUGAAUUAGUGACAAAGCAAGGAGCUAUGGAAGAAUCAUCGUCGAUCUUAGGUACCAAUAAUAUUGUUGAGAACACAACACCUCAUUCGAAUGAUUCCUCCAGACUAAGUGUGCACCCGGCCUCUUCAAUAAAUGUGCUGGAAGAAUAUGAUCCAUUAAAUGACGAGACACGCCUAGAUGAAGAAAGCAUAAGCGAUAGUGAGAAAGAGCAAGAGCUUGUUCCUCAGCAACGGCCUCAAAAACAACGACAGCGUGUCGUAGUCAUAGAUUCUGCGGUGCAACAGGAUGACCAGCGGGAGUGGAUAGAGAUAGGAUUCGAUAUAGACGAGCAGAAAAAGAAAAAGGCGCAACGGAUCAAUAUCAUACGUCAAGUACGCCGCUCAGAACAGGAGUGGAAGGAGUUGAGGAAAGAUCAUGCGCAAAAGAAACAGAUGGAAUCUGCACAUGAUGACGUGGAAGAAGUCGGUGAAGAAACACAUAGUGCAAAGCUUCGAAGAAGUCGUCGGUUAAGAAAUCAAAAGCUGUCAGAUGCCAGUUUUGCAAACAUGGAUGAUGCCAAAGCUCAAACAUCUUUGAGCCGCGUCAUCGCAAAGGGAGAUUUUGCGCGCAUGAAGAUUCUCGGACAGUUCAACAAAGCCUUUAUCGUUGCUCGUCUGGACAACUAUGCCCCUGCCGAAGAGGAUCAAGGAAAUCCAAAAUCAUCUACGAUCAGAGGAGCCAGGCAGCGACACAGAGAAGAACUGAUUAGUUCUGAUAUUUUUGUGAUUGACCAGCAUGCUUCAGAUGAGAAAUACAACUUUGAGACACUACAAGCGAAGACGAUAUUCUCAACACAGCGGCUUCUCCAGCCCAAGGAGCUAUAUCUGACAGCACAGGAGGAGAUUACAGUUGUAGAGCAUAUGAAGAUGUUGAACAAGAAUGGCUUUUAUCUUGAACACAACCCCGAUGCGCCCGUGAGUCACCGAUUGAAGCUACUCACGCUGCCUGUAAGUGAGAAAGUUGUGUUUGGUUUCCAGGACUUUGAGGAGCUUGUGUUCUUGCUGUCUCAACAGACAGCGCUACCCGAAGCCGUGGAAAAAAAUAGCAACGAAAGUAUUGAUCAGAAUGAGCAUCGACAGUCCAUUAACAUACAGCAAAACAAUGGAUCAACCUCAGAAAAAAUGGUUCGUUGCUCCAAAGUACGUGCUCUAUUUGCGUCUCGUGCUUGCAGAAGAUCGGUUAUGAUUGGUCACGUCCUGAACCAUAGCCAGAUGAAGAGAAUUGUGCGACAUAUGGGUGAAAUUGAUCAGCCUUGGAAUUGCCCUCAUGGUCGACCGACAAUGAGGCAUCUCAUGGACCUUGCGGAGCUAGGGCAACAAGAACAGCUAGAACGACUGCGUCUGGAUAGUAUGUAUAAAGAGAAUCGUGAAAGAAAUGACGACAAAGAGAAAAACGAGCUGUGGCGUGGAAGAGGAUUAAGUGCAUUUGAACCAAUAGCCUUGAAAAGACCAACGCAACAUCGAGGAAGCCUUUUCCGGCAGUUCAUGGCCAUGCCAGCUCGUGUACAUUCUCAUGAAAACCUGUAAAUUAAAAUAUAUAUACAUAGAUACAUUCCUUUGUUUAUAAUGUAAAAUAU
Messenger RNA from Lobosporangium transversale, 3126 nucleotides. RefSeq lists its product as hypothetical. Gene Ontology annotation, cellular component: MutLalpha complex. Bases 5 to 3076 code for a protein of 1023 amino acids. The record is from RefSeq and is a predicted model, not a curated record. Gene Ontology annotation, molecular function: ATP binding; mismatched DNA binding; ATP-dependent DNA damage sensor activity. The transcript has 4 exons. Gene Ontology annotation, biological process: mismatch repair. Lineage: Eukaryota; Fungi; Mortierellomycota; Mortierellomycetes; Mortierellales; Mortierellaceae.